AUGUCCCCAAAGCUAUUCCCUUACCUCAUCUUACUAACACUUGCAUCCAUCUAUCUCUUCUCUUCUCUCAUCUCUCUCCACACACCUUCUUCUUCAACCUCACAAUUACUUUCAAUCUCCAACUGCAACUUCUUUAAAGGCAAAUGGGUUUUCGAUCCAAAUCACACCCCACUCUACGACGACACGUGUCCCUUCCAUCGAAACGCAUGGAAUUGCAUCAGAAACCAGAGGGGAAAUCUGAGCUUGAUCAAUUCGUGGAAAUGGGUUCCACGUGGCUGCCAUUUGCCUCGGAUCGACCCGUUUCGGUUUCUUGGUGUGAUGAGAAAUAACAACGUUGGGUUUGUUGGGGAUUCGCUCAAUGAGAAUUUCUUGGUUUCGUUUUUGUGUAUUCUUAGGGUUGCUGAUGAGGGUGCACGGAAGUGGAAAAAGAAGGGUGCUUGGAGAGGUGCUUAUUUUCCCAAAUUCAAUGUCACCGUUGCUUAUCAUCGUGCGGUUUUGCUCUCCAAAUAUCAGUGGCAGCCAAAGCAAUCUGAAGCUGGGAUACAAGAUGGGUCAGAAGGUAUUCAUCGAGUUGACGUUGAUGUUCCUGCAGAUGAAUGGGCUAAGAUUGCAGGUUUCUAUGAUGUCCUGCUGUUUAAUACUGGUCACUGGUGGAAUUUUGACAAAUUCCCAAAGGAGAAGCCUCUUGUCUUCUAUAAAGCAGGAAAACCAAUAGUUCCUCCACCUGAGAUGUUGGAUGGACUUGAAAUUGUUAUUGGUAACAUGAUUGCAUACAUUGAAAAAGAAUUUCCUAGAAACACACUUAAGUUCUGGCGUUUAGUAUCCCCAAGGCACUUUUACGGUGGAGAUUGGAAUCAAAAUGGUAGUUGCUUGUUCAACAAGCCACUUGAAGAGAAUGAGCUUGACUUAUGGUUUGAACCCAGGAAUAACGGAGUUAACAAGGAAGCAAGACAGAUGAAUUCUGUGAUUCAAAAGGUAUUACAAGGCACAAACAUCCAAUUAGUUGACUUUACACAUUUAAGUGAGUUUAGAGCUGAUGCUCAUCCAGCAAUAUGGCUAGGAAAGAAAGAUGCAGUUGCAAUUUGGGGUCAGGAUUGCUUGCAUUGGUGUCUGCCAGGUCUUCCUGACACAUGGGUUGAUAUUUUAUCUCAACUGAUCCUUGAUGGUCAUGGAAGAACUGGUAGGUUGUAA
Molecule: messenger RNA, 1191 nt
Organism: Vicia faba (fava bean)
Lineage: Eukaryota; Viridiplantae; Streptophyta; Magnoliopsida; Fabales; Fabaceae
Source: the annotation of a GenBank genome assembly